GCGUUUAAGCUAGUCUCCCUUACAAUCCUCCUAUUCUAUCUUCUUUCAUUCAGCACGAUCCCACCGACCUUGAACUGGGAUAAACUACCCCUCUACCUUGUGAAGUCAUUAUGGUCCGAUUGCGCGAGAUCUCGCGCACUGCGGCCUUCGCCUGGUCCUCUGGUGCCGAGAAACCGUUACUCGUUACUGGAACCCGAGCUGGAGCCGUUGACGCCGAUUUCUCCGACGAGACAAAGCUCGAGUUGUGGGAUCUAAAUCUCGACAACCAAGAACAGGGGCUUGAACUUCAACCCAUCGCGAGUAUCGCCGCCGACUCUAGGUUCUACGAUAUCGCCUGGGGCCAACCUUCCGAAGACCACCCUCAAGGUAUCAUCGCCGGCGCUCUCGAGAACGGAUCACUUGACCUCUGGGAUGCCGAGAAGCUUAUUUCUGGCGACUCCGACGCCCUAAUAUCGCGAACGACGAAACAUACCGGGGCUAUUAAGUCGUUACAAUUUAAUCCUCUGAGGCCUCAUAUCCUAGCCACCGCUGGUGCUAAGGGAGAGCUCUUUAUAUACGAUGUCGACGACCCUUCAAACGCUUUCCGCCUGGGUACUGCUGCAGCUAGGUCAGACGAUCUAGAAUGCGUGGCAUGGAACAUCAAAGUCGCCCAUAUUCUCGCAACGGGAGGAUCUGGUGGUUUCGUCACUGUGUGGGAUUUAAAAACCAAAAAGGCCUCGUUGACUCUGAACAACAACCGAAAGCCUGUUAGUUCGAUUGCGUGGGACCCUAAUAAUUCGACGAAGCUAUUGACCGCUACGCCUGAUGAUACUACUCCUGUCAUCUUACUAUGGGACCUAAGAAACUCCAAUGCCCCAGAGAGAACACUCCAGGGUCAUGAGCAGGGCGUUUUGUCAGUGUCUUGGUGCCGACAAGAUGGUGAUAUUUUGAUUUCUUGUGGUAAAGAUAAUAGAACAUUAGUUUGGAACCCUCAGACGGGCGAACAAUAUGGCGAAUUCCCCGAGGUCACCAAUUGGACAUUCCUUACCCGAUUUCACCCACAUAACCCUGGCCUAUCGGCGACUGCAUCCUUUGAUGGGAAGAUUACCAUUCAGACAUUACAGAACACCAAUCCCUCGGCUGUACAGAGCACAACCCAAAACAGCCUAGAUGGCGAAGACUUCUUUACUCAGGCCCAGAAACAACCUCAAGGUGCUGCUUUUACUUUAGUGAAAGCUCCAAAAUGGCUUGAAAGACCUGUCGGAGUUUCGUUUGGGUUUGGUGGCAAACUUGUUAUCUUCCAGCAGAGUCCUCAUCAGCCUGGCCAGAAGCGCUCUUCCAAGAUCCAAAUAUCUCAAUUCUCCGUUGACUCGGACAUUGGAUCUGCUACUGAGAAAUUUGAAGAAUCUCUAAAAUCCGGAGAUGUUACAGCCAUAUGCGAAUCGCACAUAGAAUCGGCGGCGUCGGAUGAAGAGAAGGCUGACUGGCAGGUUUUGGAAACCCUGCUCGCCGAGAACCCACGAAAGCAAAUCGUUGACUAUCUAGGAUUUAGCGAAGAGGAAUCUAAGGAUGAAUCAACCAAUGGUGCAGCUGAGGAUGUUAAGGAAGCCGAGCCGGAAAAGCCAGUGUCGAAGAUUAAGGGACAUAAGAAGAGUAUUUCGACCUUUUUCUCCGAUGGAGUCGAAGGAGAUGGCGAGGACUUCCUAGCGAGCCUCUCAGCUACAAAGGGUGCCAAGACCGACAACCCAUUCCACCUAUUCGCCGAUAGCGAUACUGCCGUUGAGAAGCAGAUCACAAAAGCUUUAAUGCUAGGACAAUUUGAAACAGCAACUGAGAUCUGUUUGAAAGAGGGCCGUAUGGCAGAUGCCUUCAUUAUCGCUAACUGCGGUGGAAAGGAACUUGUCGAUAAGGUCCAGUCAACAUAUUUAUCCCAGAAGACCGGAAUGCCGAGCUACUUGCGACUUUUGGGUUCUGUCAUUGUUAAGAAUUUGUGGGACGUUGUCUAUAAUGCUGACUUGGCUGAUUGGAAGGAGACUAUGGUGACGCUCUGCACAUUCGCGGAUCCGGCUGAGUUCCCAGACCUCUGCGAAGCCUUGGGCGAUCGCAUUCUUGAAUCGGGUUCCAGAAAGGACGCAUCCUUCUGCUACCUGGUCGGAUCUAAGCUUGAGAAGGUCGUCGACAUCUGGGUUACGGAGUUGGAGGAAUCCGAGAAGGCUGGGUUGGCAGAGGCCAACGAUUCUACCUUCUCUAUCCACGCAAGGUCUCUACAGCAGUUCAUCGAGAAGGUCACAGUAUUCCGUCAUGUGACAAAGUUCCAAGAUAACGAAAUAGGACUUCCUUCUGGCUGGAAGCUUUCCUCCCUUUAUGAUAAAUACAUCGAGUACGCGGACAUAGUCGCGGCGCACGGACAACUCGAAAUAGCUCAAAAGUACUUGAGCCUUUUGCCAGCCAAGUAUUCAGUUGCCGAUAUGGCUCGCGAGCGUGUACAACUAGCCACACAAAAAGCCGCGCCACAAGCCACCGCAAGACAGCCAGCCCAAAGGCCUGCAGUAUCAGCACGCGUAGCUUCCAGAACGCCCUCUGCAGUCCCUGGAUAUCAGCCACCCCAACCAAUUGCUGGUAUCAGUCCUAUCAAUCCCGCCAACCCCGUCAAUCCAUAUGCCCCUUCGGUUGUACAGACUCCUGCGGCAAACCCUUACGCCCCACCGAUCGCCAGUAACCCCUAUGCUCCGCAAGGAUACCAACCGCCACAACCGCAACCCAUCCAACCAGCUCAGCAUCCAGGGUAUGGUCCUCUGCAACCUUCUUUCGGUCCUCCGAGGUCAUCAACCCCGUCAUCGAAGCUACCUCCUCCCCCAAGAGCUUCAAAUGCAGAAAACUGGAAUGAUGUCCCUAUGGUAACAAAAGCGCCUCCCCGGAGAAACACGCCGAGCACAGCCCCCAUCACAUCUCCAUUUCCUAACCAAGUAAACCAACCUAUGCCACCGCCGCCACAAAGCCCUUACGGCUCUCAGCGUGGGACAGCAACACCCCCGCCUCCUCCUAAAGGCCCUCCUCCUCCUGGACGAGUAAUGUCUCCUUUGGGUGGCCCUCCGCAAGCUGGGCAAUUACCACCACCGCCUAGGCCUGGGUCAUCUGCAGCGCAAACAUACGCGCCGCCCCCUUCCACUCAAAACCCAGUCGGCGGUCCUGGUUUACCUCCGCCCCCAAUGGGACAUGUUGUUCCUAGAAUGGCAUCGCCCUACAACCCACCACCGCAAGGAGCUGCACCUACUAGCCGUUAUGCCCCCGUACAGGCACCUCAGUCAGUUGGCAACCCUCCCCAGCAAGCUGGCAUGGUCCCCCCUCCCCCAGCCAACAGAGGGCCUCCACCAAACCCAUAUGCUCCUCAUCCUCAAGCAGCCCCAUCUCAAUAUGCCCCAUCCCCUUACGGUGCUCCGCCAGUACAACAAGGUCCGCCUUCCACCGGGCCCCCGUCAUCGGGCGGUGGCCCACCUCCCGCGGCAACUUCACCAGCACCGCCCCCACCACGAGCCGCACCGCCGCCUAAGGCCCGACACCCCGCAGGUGACCGAUCUCACAUCCCUCCUAAUGCUCAACAAUUACUCGACGUGCUCGGCCGUGAUAUGCAACGGGUAGCCAGUAAAGCCCCAGCAUCAUUCGCGCCCCAGGUUAAGGAUACACAGAAGCGACUUGGUCUCCUCUUCGAUCAUCUCAACAAUGAAGAAUUAGUCAAGCCGGAUACCAUUGAGCAAUUGACUCAAUUAGCUCAAGCGUUGGAGACCAAGGAUUACCCAGAAGCGCAACGUCUCCAGGUAGAGAUCCAGCGAGACAAGACAGAUGAAUGCGGAAAUUGGAUGGUCGGUGUUAAACGCUUGGUCCAAAUGAGCAAGGUUACGAAUUAAGAUUAAUGUGACUGCCAAAUUGACGGCCUGCAUCUCGCCUUGGUAUGUUCAUGAUUCAUGGAGCACGACGAGAACCGGUUAACGAUGGAGUAGCAAAACUGUUGAUGAGUGCAUGUAGAGUGUAGUUACAUAGAUAGGCUAGCCGCUGAAGUCAAAACACUUGGUGUAUUGUUCUUAAACUAUUUUCGAGUUCCUAGCCAACCGGCCAACAUAUUAUCCCCUUUCUUCAAUCGUAAAUGUGGAUUUGGUGUUAUGACGAAAAUAGAUUGAUUCCCGACACUGAUAUAUAAGCAAUUACCUUGACUCAUUAUAGAAUUGAUAGAAAAAUCGACUAUAAAAAGAAGAUAAAGCCGAUAAAUCACGAUGGGUCUCAAUCAG
Hypoxylon trugodes is the source of this 4262-nucleotide messenger RNA. RefSeq lists its product as uncharacterized. The transcript has 3 exons. The coding region runs from base 111 to 3884 and encodes 1257 amino acids. NCBI's taxonomy places the organism in Eukaryota, Fungi, Ascomycota, Sordariomycetes, Xylariales, Hypoxylaceae. Gene Ontology annotation, molecular function: protein binding; structural molecule activity. Gene Ontology annotation, cellular component: endoplasmic reticulum exit site; COPII vesicle coat. Gene Ontology annotation, biological process: endoplasmic reticulum to Golgi vesicle-mediated transport; endoplasmic reticulum organization; COPII-coated vesicle cargo loading. The record is from RefSeq and is a predicted model, not a curated record.